AUGUCCGGCCCAACGGACAGAAUCAGCCACGAUAUCACGGUCCGGGAGCUCGGGGCAAACAACCGCCAUGAGGAGUUCGCCCUGAUCCGCGACAUCGUUGAGACAUUAAUCCACCACGUCGCCGUGGUCGUCCAGUACCCUGGCGUCGUCACUCGCCGCGUCGGCACCUUCGACAGCACCGCCGACUACGACUACCAGACCCUCCGCGACAACGUCAACCUCCUCCGGCCCAUCCAGAUCGGUCUCACCUUCCCCGACGCUGCCGGCGACCUCCCCCGCUUCCCCCCCGGCGGUGGCUGCCCCUGCGUCUGGCAGUUCAACUUACGGGAGUUCGACGUCGAUGCUGACAUCGCCGACCCUGACGCCGUCGAGCUCCUCCGCGGAUACGGUGUCGACUUUGCGAAGCAGCGGGAGCAGGGGAUCGGUGCCUGUGACUUUGGCGAGUUCUUGAUGUCCACCGGAGCCGUGCUCAAAGGCUCCGACGUCGAGUGGAUCACCUUCGAUGGUGGGUAUGAUAUUGGCUUCCUCCUCAGGAUAUUGACGGGCCGCGUGCUCCCCGAGACGCGGGAAGAAUUCUUCGAGCUCGUCAACAUCUUCUUCCCGACUCUGUACGACGUCAAGCACCUGAGCACAUUCUGUGAUGAUGAUCCCGGGCUCGUCCAGGUCGCCGAACUGUUGGGCGUGGAGAAUGUCGGAGUUUGCCGCCAGGCGGGCGGUGACAGCUUACUCACCGCUCGCGUCUUUAGGAAGACGAAAGAGAGGUACUUUGCUGGUUCAAAUGAUUAG
Molecule: messenger RNA, 786 nt
Organism: Elaeis guineensis (African oil palm)
Lineage: Eukaryota; Viridiplantae; Streptophyta; Magnoliopsida; Arecales; Arecaceae
Product: probable CCR4-associated factor 1 homolog 6
Cellular component (GO): CCR4-NOT complex
Molecular function (GO): nucleic acid binding; poly(A)-specific ribonuclease activity
Source: RefSeq, a predicted model, not a curated record